Molecule: messenger RNA, 3540 nt
Organism: Naumovozyma dairenensis CBS 421
Lineage: Eukaryota; Fungi; Ascomycota; Saccharomycetes; Saccharomycetales; Saccharomycetaceae
Exons: 1
Coding region: 1-3540 (1179 amino acids)
Molecular function (GO): lipid binding
Source: RefSeq, a predicted model, not a curated record
AUGUCACCUAAUGACUACAAAAAGCAAAGUGCUCCGUCGAACACUAAAGCAGAGUUGAUCCCUGGGAAUCUGUCUACUAUCGAGGUCAAAGAAGAAAGUUCUGAAGGUGUUGCGGCUUAUAAUAAACCACCGAUGACUUCUACUGUAAACCAAUCUCAUUUUAGUAGAGUAGCGUCCUAUGUCGGUUGGAAACAGAUAGGGGGGUGGGAGGAAGUUGACUCUCUAGGGGAAUAUGAUUCGCUAUUUGAGUUAAAUGAGGACACUUUCUUAGAUAAUAUUAUUCCUGAUAAAUUCUACGGUAAAUGGUACCAUCCAAUACUGCUCUUUAUAAUUGCUGGAUUUUCUUCAUUUCUUUUAGGGUACUUCAAAUUCUCGUUUGCACCAGUCUAUUUAAUUGCUGUUGCCGCAGCAUUGGUUUAUAGAGCAUUAAUUAAGGGUUAUAGGUCCAGUAUUAGGGAACUCAUCGAGAAGGAAUCAGCUGUUGAAAAAAUAGAAGACGAUUACGAAUCUGUCGAAUGGGCGAACUUGUUAUUCGUAAAGUAUUGGCCUAUUUUAGAACCAUCCUUGUCUCAGAAAAUAGUUACGCAGGUCAACGGACAGUUGGCUUCAAAUAUGUCUAUCCCAAAAUGGAUAAAGGCUAUAUGGAUUGACGAAUUCACAUUGGGAAUAAAACCUCCUAGGAUUGGGUAUGUAAAAACAUUACAAAAUACACAUUUAGAUGUCGUAGUUAUGGAUUGGAAUGUAUCCUUUACACCGCAUGACCAAGCUGAUAUGAAUGCAAGGCAAGUUAGAAAUUUCGUAAAUUCAAAAGUGCUACUGAAGAUCAAUGUAAUGGGGGUUAUACUACCAAUGACACUUUCUGACCUUGCAAUUGACAUAAAGGCAAGGUUAAAAUUUCAAUUGAUGGCAGCAUUACCUAUUAUAGAAACAAUCAAUAUUCAAUUAUUGAAAGUACCAAAUGUAGAUUUUAUUGCAUCAUUAUUUAAUAUAUCUGUUUUCAAUAUGGAUCUUCUGACUCUACCGGGUUUUCUAACUCUGGCAAACAAAAUGGCUUACAAAUAUAUGUCGGAAAUAUUGCUUCCUCCAUUUUCAUUACAAUUAAACUUACCACAGUUACUCUCUGGUUCGGCAACCUCUAUUGGUAUUCUGGAAAUUAAUGUUAAAGCUGUGAAAGGCUUCAAGAGAAAUUUUGGCGAGCUCUUAGGAAAACCAGGGCAUCCAUAUGUCUCAUUUCUUUUUUCGAACCGAGUCAUAGCUAAAACAUCAGCUUCUAAAGAUCCAAAUAGCCCAAUAUGGCACGAAGUCGUCCAUAUACCGAUCAAAUCAUUUACAGAACCAUUAUCAGUCAUACUUUUUGACAAACACAAAACAUUGAAAGAUAAAAAUUUAGGUGGCAUUGAAUUCAAUUUAAAUUCUUUACGUCAUCGACCUCAUCAGAAACGUUUAAAGAGUCCCAUUUUGAAAAACUCUAAAUCUAUUGGGUAUUUACACUUUGAUUUACAUUUCCGUCCAGUCUUAGAACAAAAGAAGUUGCCAAACGGGAAGGUUGAAGAAAUCCCUGAUUUAAAUACUGGGUUAGCAAAGAUAGUUAUCCAAGAAAGUAGGUUAAUCAACGAAAUUGAGAAAAAGUUCGAUACAUACGUUGAGCUCUACAUCAAUGCCAAGAAGGUCUUCACUACAAAGAAGGUAUCUGGUGUGGAUAAUUGGCGAUGGAAAUCACAGUAUGAGUCCAUCAUUCUUGAUAGAAGUAUGACUAGAUGCAAGUUUGUUAUCAAAGAUAAAAAAAGUCAAAUUAUCUCUUCUUCGGUACAAAAUCUAAAUGCGUUAAUUGAUAGAACUAGUAUGAGUAAAGAUAUCAUACCUUUGAAAAACGGUGUGGGCGAUUUGAAAAUUAUGACAUACUGGAAACCGGUAGAGUUAGGUUUAUAUGGGAAGGGCACCAUAUAUACAGCACCAAUUGGUACUGUCCGUAUAUUGAUUAAUAAGGCAAAGUUCACCAAUAAUGUGGAUAAAAUAAUGGAGGUUAAUCCUUACACGAGAGUUCUAACUAAUGAUCUGGAGAUUGGUAGAACAAAUGAGCUGUUAAAUGAAUUAAACCCAAUAUGGAAUCAAGCAAUAUAUGUGGCAAUUACUUCGCCUAAUCAAAAGAUACUUCUUGAAUGUAUGGAUUCUAGGUUGAUUGGGGGAGAUCGUUCAUUGGGGCAAUUAGAAAUAUCACCACGUGGACUACUACGAAAAGGGGAUGAUGACAGAUACGAAGAGUUCAUUAAUGAAAAUGCUAUAAGCUCACAAUUAACUACUCGUAAAGGGCUUAGUGGGGAAAUUACAUACUAUAUUUCCUUUUAUCCGUCAUUACCGAUUUUAACUCGCGAAGAAAUCGAAGAUCUUGAGAAAGUGAGGGAAAGGAGAAGACAGUUGUUGCAAAAGAAAGCAUCACUUGAUCCUCUAACCGAAUCCAAGGAACUAAAGGAAAGAAUAUUGGAUGAAGAGUGUGAAAUCCAUGAAUUAGAAGAUAUAUUCAGUAAUAAGAUGAAAUUGGAUUUAAAUGAAUUGAUACAAUAUCCUUCAGGAAUCUUAACCAUUUCUGUUCAAGGCGGUGAAUUACCAUUCCCCGGUCUUUAUGUGCAAACAUUUUUGGAUUCACUUGGUCAUGCCAGUAUAAUCAGUCCGAAAUGUUCCAUCAGAACUAUUAAAACAGGUUGGAUAGGUGAAGCAACGAUCAAAGAACUAGAAUGGUCUGUUACAACAUUCAAAGUUGUUAAAAAUAAAAGUCUAAACAAAGCUGAAGUGGGUAUUAGUGAAUUUGUAAUUCCUACUAUUGAAUUGAUAAACAAUUGUUAUAGAGAACCAUGUAUAUUGAAUCUUUCAGGGAUAUCAACUGCCAAAUUGAUGGUCCAAGUGUCAUACUUCCCAUUGCAUGUUACGAAGUUACCACUUUCAGAUUUAAUAACGAAUACCGGUGAUUUGACUAUUACUAUUAAGGGAGCUAAUGACCUGAUAGCAGGUGACAGGAAUGGAUAUUCUGAUCCUUAUGUCAAAUUAUAUCUGAAUAAUAAUGAAAAAUCAUUUUUCAAGACCAAAAUUUCGAAAAAGACAUUGAAUCCAGUUUGGAAUGAGUCCACAACAUUACAAAUCAAUGACCGAGUCAAUACAUUUAUAAAGUUCAAAGUUGUAGAUUGGGAUGGCGCACUUUCGAAUGAUCUAUUAGGAUGGGCAAUGUUGCCCCUAUCUCAGAUUGAUCCAGCAGCAUUGACGAAAUUAGAAGUUCCAAUUGUUACUGAAAAAGAAGACAAAGGUGGUUUCUUACAACUUGAAUUCACCUUUAGCCCACGAUAUACUUUAGGGGUUCAAAAACGAUCUAAGAAUAAUAUUGGAGAUCUUGCUCAGAAGGGUAUCGAUACUGGGAUAAGGGCAGGUACUACUGUUCUGAAUACAAGUGUGGUAACGAUCGGUAAGAUGAUGGAUGAAGGACAAGUAAGGUUGAGAACCGGUAUUGUGAAAGGUGUCGAAAAGAAGCUUACUGGCUCAGUACAUUUCUGA